AUGAAGCCGCCAACAUUUAAAGAGGGAAUUGAUCCGAUGAAAGCUGAGGCGUGGGUAUUGGGUGUAGAGAAGCUAUUUAAGACUCGAUUUCUGGAACGCUUCUACGACAAGUAUUUCCCGCAUUGUAUGGGAGAUAAAAAGGUGACUGAGUUUGAAACUCUCAAACAAGGGAACAAGACUGCUGCGGAGUAUGAAGCCCAAUUUGCAGAAUUAGCCCGGUUUGCACCUCACAUGGUAGACACAGAUUACACGAAUGCGAGAAAGUUCGAAGGGGGAUUACGGAAUGCCAUUCUUGAUCGAAUUAAUGUGUCGAAGCUACCCACAUAUGUUGAUGUGUUAGAGAGAGUUGUCAUGGUGGAGGGAAAUAUUGCUGCUCAAAGUCGAAUUUUCGAGUGGAAGGGAAAUAGGCAGAAUACUCAAAUAUAA
This is a messenger RNA of Camellia sinensis, 426 nucleotides long. The record is from RefSeq and is a predicted model, not a curated record. NCBI's taxonomy places the organism in Eukaryota, Viridiplantae, Streptophyta, Magnoliopsida, Ericales, Theaceae.